CACCAUUCUACUCCUUUCGCUCUUUCCUAUGCUCUCACUUCAACUCACACCCUAAGAACCUUCUCUUUCUCUUCAUCAAUGCUACACAACACCAUAACCACUAACCAAAUUACCCUAUUCUGUCUUGUGGAUGGAGAAUCAACCUCAAACGCGUUUUCGCGAGAUUGACCCUACCAAGACAGUUGAUGGCCUCAAGAAGCACAUCAAGGCUGAGAAGACUCCUCGCUUUGAUGAUGUCGCCGCUGAUGAACUCACCCUGUGGCGCGUCUCUCAUCCUGUCAUUGCAGCUAACAAGCACCAACCCAUUCUCCUGAGCCUCGUUCAGCAGCGAAUAGAGGGAAUCACAUAGACAAUGCUAUUGGGUCGUGAUGUGGUGCAGA
Messenger RNA from Lobosporangium transversale, 380 nucleotides. RefSeq lists its product as hypothetical. The coding region runs from base 131 to 349 and encodes 72 amino acids. The transcript has a single exon. The record is from RefSeq and is a predicted model, not a curated record. Lineage: Eukaryota; Fungi; Mortierellomycota; Mortierellomycetes; Mortierellales; Mortierellaceae.